Opisthocomus hoazin is the source of this 1814-nucleotide messenger RNA. RefSeq names its product interleukin-1 receptor type 1. Gene Ontology annotation, molecular function: interleukin-1, type I, activating receptor activity. NCBI's taxonomy places the organism in Eukaryota, Metazoa, Chordata, Aves, Opisthocomiformes, Opisthocomidae. The record is from RefSeq and is a predicted model, not a curated record. Gene Ontology annotation, biological process: regulation of inflammatory response; signal transduction.
AAGCGCUGACUGCAAAAUGAGCUCCUUCCAGCUGAUGCCGAAAGGAGGUAAACUGAAACUUCAGGAAUGAUGAUCAGCUCAUUGGCAAGUUACAGGAAAACCACAUACAAGGCAACUAAAUAAAGACCAUGCAAAAGAUGACAUCUACGGUUUUGGUCAUUGGUUGUCUCAUUUUACUGAUACCUUUGUUCAGUGCUGAAGAAUGCGUUAUUUGUGAUUACUUUGUGCUUGUUGGAGAGCCUAUAGCUAUUAGUUGCACAAUGUUUACAUGGCCAACGCUUCACUCUGAUUACAAUCUAACGUGGUAUAAAAAUGGUAGUGCUACACCAAUAACCACAGAGAGAGAUGCCAGGAUCCAUCAGCGAGAGGGCUUGCUUUGGUUUAUUCCUGCAACGCUGGAAGAUUCUGGACUUUAUGAAUGUGAUAUAAGGAGCUUUAACCACUCUAACCAAAAAACUGUAAGUUUAACAGUUUUUAAGAAUGAUAACGGUUUGUGUUUUAAUGGAAAAAUGAAGUUUGAGCAAAUAGUGAUGAGCAGAAAUACUGGAAAGAUGAUAUGCCCUGAUCUAGAACAUUUUAAAGAUGAAGACAAUAAUCAGCCUGAAGUACACUGGUAUAAGGAGUGUAAGCCUGGAUUUCUUGAAGACAAGCGACUUAUUUUGGCAGAUGGUGAAAAUGCUGUCUGGAUUCACAAUGUAACUGUACAAGACAGAGGAAACUACACAUGCCAUAUAGUAUACACAUAUAUGGGAAAACAAUAUAAUGUUUCACGAACUGUGAAUCUAGAGGUUAAAGAAAAACCAUUGCAGAGGAGACCAAAGUUUAUUUAUCCGAAGAACAAUACAAUUGAAGUAGAACUUGGCUCUCAUGUAGUUAUGGAAUGUAAUAUAUCAAGUGACAUAAAUGGCUUGAUUCCAUUCUGGCAAGUUAAUGAUGAGGAUGUUGAUAGCUUUGAUAGCACCUACAGGGAACAGUUUUAUGAAGAGGUGAUGCCUCAUGGAAUUCCUGUAUCUGGAACAAAAUUUAAUAUUUCAGAAGUGAAAGUACAGGAUUAUGCUUAUAAAUUUUUCUGUCACUUCAUCUAUGGUUCUCAACAAUUUACAGCCUACAUCAAAUUGGAACGCCCAGCUUGGAACAUUCAGGGUUACUUAAUUGGAGGAGGAGUUUCCAUGGUAUUUUUAGUAUUUUUUACUCUCUUUAUCUACAAGAUCUUCAAAAUUGAUAUUGUGCUUUGGUAUCGGGACUUCUACCAUCCUUUCCUGGGUAAAAAAGUUUCAGAUGGGAAGAUCUAUGACGCUUAUGUUCUGUAUCCAAAGAACAGAGAGAGCUGCUUGUAUUCAUCGGAUAUUUUUGCUCUGAAGAUACUGCCAGAGGUCUUAGAAAGACAGUGUGGAUAUAACCUCUUCAUAUUUGGGAGGGAUGAUUUACCAGGAGAAGCUGUGAUCAGUGUUGCUGAUGAAAAAAUCCAUCAAAGUAGAAGAGUGAUAAUUGUUUUAGUACCAGAACCCUCCUGCUACAGUGUUACAGACAAUGUGUCUGAAAAGCACCUAGCCGUGUAUAAUGCUCUUGUCCAAGACAGCAUUAAAAUAAUUCUCAUUGAACUUGAAAAAAUACAAGAUUAUGCGGACAUGCCAGAAACAAUCAAAUAUAUUAAGCAAAAGCAUGGGGCUAUCCGGUGGAAAGGGGACUUCUCGGAAAGGUCCCACUCAGCAAGUACCAGAUUCUGGAAGAAAGUGCGCUACCACAUGCCAUCCAGAAAAACUGUAUCUUCAUCAGGGCUGCAUUUGUUACCAAGAGACUUUAAUUCUUCCUAA